Rana temporaria (common frog) is the source of this 4770-nucleotide messenger RNA. RefSeq names its product EH domain binding protein 1 (gene EHBP1). The record is from RefSeq and is a predicted model, not a curated record. Gene Ontology annotation, molecular function: protein binding. Lineage: Eukaryota; Metazoa; Chordata; Amphibia; Anura; Ranidae. The transcript has 25 exons. The coding region runs from base 536 to 4216 and encodes 1226 amino acids.
CAAUGUAGAGAUCAGCAGCGGUGGCUGUGGCGGUGGAGCGGGCUCUGGCUCGCAGGGAGGGUUCUAUCAGCGAGGAUUGUACUAGAGUCCAGGGCCGGGGAGGGGGGAGGCUGCACCUAUCUGUCUGCAUACUAAAUCUCCUUGGCCUGGAAUAGAGGGGGAUCCUGGGAGCUGAGGACUGCUGAUGCCGGGCAUGGGGGAUCCACACUAACAUCCAGGGCUCAGGGAUCCAAUGCCCAGUGUGGUCAGGAGGAGUCUAGCUCUACGGAUUCCGCGUCAUUUUGCCUGGGAGGAGAGCUGACUUUCCAUGCACCGGGGACUUCCUUUCCCUCAGCCAUGCAGGAGUCUCCUAAGCUGGAUGUCUGCCUUGUGAAGUGGGAUCAGCCGCUGCCGGUGUCUCUGAUGAGUGCGUCUGGACAACAGCCUGCGAUUGGCACCCUCUGCCCUGCUACGCACGCCACCUUGUAAGGCUGCUCGGAAUAAUACAGAAAAGACGUCGCCCCCUAACCCCCCCGCUCUGGUCUGAUCUUGGAUCAUGGCUUCAGUAUGGAAGAGGCUGCAGCGUGUGGGCAAACAUGCCUCCAAGUUUCAGUUUGUGGCGUCUUACCAGGAGCUGAUGGUGGAAUGCACUAAGAAAUGGCAGCCAGACAAAUUGGUUGUGGUGUGGACAAGAAGGAGCCGAAGGAAAUCUUCUAAGGCACACAGCUGGCAGCCUGGAAUAAAGAACCCAUACAGAGGGGUAGUUGUGUGGCCUGUUCCUGAGAAUGUGGAAAUCACUGUGACCCUCUUUAAGGACCCACAUGCAGAAGAGUUUGAAGACAAAGAAUGGACAUUUGUAAUAGAAAAUGAAUCAACUUCUGGUCGUCGAAAAGCCCUCGCUACCAGCAACAUUAACAUGAAGCAAUACGCAAGCCCCAUGCCUACCCAAACGGAUGUCAAGCUGAAAUUCAAACCCCUGUCAAAAAAAGUUGUGUCAGCCACUCUGCAGUUCUCACUUUCUUGUAUUUUUCUAAGAGAAGGCAAAGCUACUGAUGAAGAUAUGCAAAGCCUCGCCAGUUUGAUGAGCAUGAAGCAAGCGGACAUAGGAAACCUGGAUGAUUUUGAAGAAGACAAUGAAGAUGAUGAAGAGAACAGAGUUAACCAGGAGGAGAAGACUGCUAAAAUUACAGAAAUUGUAAACCAAUUGAAUGCCUUGAGCAACUUACAUGAAGAUCAGGAUGACUGCAUAAAGCGAGCUCACAUGCCUUCAGCUAAACCCUCCAGUCCCAGUGAAGAACUUAUAAACAAGUUGAAUUUUCUGGAUGAAGAGGAGCAAGACUUGAACACUGGCACAAAUCCUUUUGAAAGUUCUGAUGUUGCAGACCUGAAUCCAUUUGGAGAUCCAGAUGCUGAAGAACCAUCAGUUGUAAAACCCAGUUUGAAAGAUGAAGCAUCGUUUGAUGACUACAACCCAUUCAAAGACCCUGAACCCACAGUAUAUCCCAACCCAUUUGAUGAGCCAGACCCAGGGCCUGACCUGACGAUUGAACUUCACAAACAAUCCUCACCACAACCAGCAAAAAGGAAGAAUGCCAGACCUGUGGAUAUGACCAAAUACCUCUACGCUAACAAAGCCAGACAGGAAGAGGAUGAACUUGAUGAGUCAAACCCAUUUUAUGAGCCAAAAGAUAGUCCGGAAGUAAGCCGGAGCAGAGCUGUGAUGGAUUCUGAGAUGGAGAAGAAAAUGAAAAGGAAAGCCCCAGCUCCACCUACACCUGUACCAAAGAAGGAAGAGUCAGUUGGCGUUCCCCUUUCUGUUCCCCUAGGGAAGGACUUCUCUUCUUCUCCAAAGCCAAGCCCUUUACCAAGCCCAAUUCUGGGGAGACUACCCAAUGCUAGCCAAUCACUGCUUGCAUGGUGCAAGGAAGUAACAAAAACCUACCGAGGUGUUAAAAUAACCAAUUUCACUACUUCAUGGAGGAAUGGCUUGGCAUUCUGUGCAAUAUUACACUACUUUAGACAAGACUUGAUUGAGUACAAGUCUCUGAAUCCUCAAGAUAUUAAAGAAAACAACAAAAAGGCUUAUGAUGGCUUUGCCAGUAUAGGGAUUUCUCGCCUGCUGGAGCCCUCUGACAUGGUUUUACUAGCAAUUCCAGACAAGUUGACUGUUAUGACCUAUCUGUAUCAAAUCCGGGCACAUUUUAGUGGACAAGAGUUAAAUGUUGUCCAAAUUGAGGCGAACAGCAGUAAAAGCACAUAUAAAGUGGGCAACUAUGAGACUGAUACGAACAGUUCAAUUGACCAAGAUAAAUUUUAUGCAGAACUUAGUGAUAUAAAGCCGGAUGGUGUACAUGAACACAAGGAGGCAACAGCUACUGGGGCAGAUUUUGUAUCAAAUGAUGAUUCUUUGUUAGCUAAUGACAUUGGGAUAAGGGACCAUGAGGUCAAAUCCCAAGACUUAACCGAACAGUCCAACACAGAAAAGGUCUUGCCUACUCCCAGGACUAGAAGUCGCCUAGAGUUACAAAGCUCCAGUAGAACUUUGGAAUCUGAAGAACAGAGGAAAUAUGAUGGCACGUAUUCACCUCAUGUACAUGCCCAGCCAAUAGCUGCUAAAAGGAAGUUGCUUAAACCUGAUGUUGCAGAUUUUGGUGAUUUGUCUUCCAUUUCUCUUUCCAACAAGGAGAGUCCAUCUUCUGGCACCGUAUCUGGAGACUCCCAUCAGUAUAUUUCAUCAGAACAAUCAAAGGCUAGUGUAACCUCCCCAUUAGAAUGUAGGGGACUGGAUAAUGGGGCUUUAGAAAAAAAAACUUUCUUACCUCCUGUAAAACUUGGGGAUACAAAUGAAACAUUUGGAAUUGUUCCUACAAAAGGACCUUCUGUACCACAGACUGAAAUUAGUGCUCUAUUGGAUGCUACAAAGUCGGUUUCCAACCAUUCAGAUCAGGCUGGAAAGACACCUGAGCAGCGAAUGCUGUCCAGACAAGAAGAGCUGAAAGAACGGGCCCGGCUACUGCUAGAACAGGCCAGAAGAGAUGCUGCUCUGAAAGCAGGAAAUAAGCAGAGGAACAAUGUUACAGCUUCUACACGCACCAAGCAGCUAAGUGAACAGCAAGAUGAAGAGCGACGCCGGCAGCUAAGAGAGCGAGCACGUCAACUCAUAGCAGAAGCUCGAUCUGGAGUGAAGAUGUCAGAACUUCCCAGCUACAACGAGGUGUCUGCAGAAAAGUUAAAAGAAAAGGCAAAGACGUCUGGAGAUGAAAAUGAUUCUAACAAAGCACUUACUAACGAGGAGAGUCCAGAAUGCACCUUUGUAUGUGGUGGCGGUAGUGACUCUACUAACGCAGACACUGAUUUUUCUGCUGGACAAAGCGCCAACUCUGUGGACGUUAAGUUGAAGAGGAUACUAGAGUCCCAGCCACAGGUGGCAAACUCCCUGUCUAAUGCUGCUCAAAAAACAUCACCGGAAGCCUCCAACAGAGACUUUAAGAAUGGUACCGAUGAUUCUGCAGCAGACAGACAGCGCAAACCUUCAGAUCGUUUCAAAAACCCUGUUGUAAUCAAUAAAGACUUGGCUGUCAGGAAAAUUGAACUGGAAUCUUACAGUCAAUGGGUUGAAACAUGGCCAGACAUGAAAAGACAGAGAUCAAUGCAAGAAGACACAAAAAGAGGGAAUGAAGGAGCAGUGAUAACUGAGACCCAGAAGAAGCCCUCAGAAGAUGAAGUGCUAAAUAAAGGGUUCAAAGACACCAGUCAGUAUGUUGUUGGAGAAUUGGCAGCCCUAGAGAACGAGCAGAAUCAAAUUGACACCCGUGCCGCGCUGGUGGAGAACCGCCUCCGCUAUCUCAUGGACACAGGUCUGUACACAGAGGAAGAGGAGACACUGAUGCAGGAAUGGUUCAUGCUUGUGAACAAGAAAAAUGCCUUGAUUCGGAGAAUGAACCAGCUUUCCCUUCUGGAAAAAGAACAUGACCUAGAGAGACGAUUUGAGCUACUGAAUAGAGAGUUGCGAGCCAUGCUUGCGAUAGAAGAUUGGCAAAAAACUGAAGCCCAGAAGAGACGGGAGCAGCUUUUACUUGAUGAACUGGUUAUCCUGGUUAAUAAACGCGAUGCCUUGGUCAGAGACUUGGAUGCCCAAGAAAAGGAAGCUGAAGAAGAGGAGGAACACUUGGAAAGAACCCUGGAGCAGAACAAAGGCAAAAUGGCAAAGAAAGAAGAAAAGUGUGUGAUGCAGUGACCAAUGCUUUAAGGAGGACACCCCCAUAAUGUCCAGGCCCCCAUAAUGCCUUGUGCUUUUGGGAUUCUGUUAAUGACUGGAAGCCCUGUAGAAACUCUAUGGGAAGACUUUCAAGGAAUGUUCCAAAUAAACAUCACUAGUUUUUCUUUCUGUUUUUGGUUUAUUGCUCUAUGAUGUAUCAUUUUAACAGAACUUUGGUGUCAACGGAGGCCGCAAAAAACCUAUUCUCUCUAUAAAACUGCAUCAACACUGGUGGAAGUUUGAUGUCCAGGAGCCAGGCACAUGUGAAGUUCAGACAGACGCUAGUUACACCUAGAGGGGGCGACUUGACCACCUGUUGUAUGUGGGCUUACCGGCUGCUCCAAGCAGCAUCUCUUCCAUUUUCAGCUGCAAAGCAAAAUAUGACUGCAAGGAGGGACUUGCUUGUAGCUGAAAUUUCCUUUUAUUGAGCUAUGCUGGAGAACUGCGUGCAUCUCCAUCAAUGUAUUCAUCUAGUCCUGCCAUUUUAUAAAAAAAAAAAAAUAUGUAAGCUACCUACAUUUUAAUUUGAAUGG